Molecule: messenger RNA, 489 nt
Organism: Aspergillus calidoustus
Lineage: Eukaryota; Fungi; Ascomycota; Eurotiomycetes; Eurotiales; Aspergillaceae
Source: the annotation of a GenBank genome assembly
AUGGUUAGGUUACUGAGAAAAUGUACGAAGAUGACGGUCAUUGAAUUUGUGAUACUGCGCCACAACCCAGACAACAAAUGCUCUGAGAUCCUUCUUGAACGCAACAACCCAGACAACAAGAAUCCCGCGAUGUCUCCCCGGAAGCCGUUAGAUUUACCCAAAUACACCCCGACAGACAGUUGGGAGGUCGACGUUCCAAGGACGCUGGAUAGAAUCGCAGGAGGGUACAAAUACUACGAGUCGAAAAAAUGUGAACAUAGAGAGAGAUUGGGAAUAGUGCUCUUGUUUAUUGAUGGCUCUGAUGCUCAAGCAAGCGAGGGUUAUGAGUGGUUUAAACUUAUCAAUCUUGGAUCUAUCCGUGACGACAUUCAGCUGUUCACAUCAAUAUGGGAGACUGUGACAGGAUCCUAUCCAUCAUUAAGGUCUCCAGAAUUUCCUCAAGCUCUCUCUAAGAACCUCUUAGUCCUUCUCGGGGAUACCAGCUGCUAG